GGCGACAGAAGGUCAAGGGACACGGUCGCCAUGGGAACGUCACAGCUUCCACGUGAACACGACUGCAGAGGGGGAGGAGUUCAACCUGCCAAAGGAUGCUGUCACGUACUUUGUAGCAGGUCACCUCCCGUUAAAGCAGCAGGAAUACAGGAAGAGAUUUCGCACACUCGCAGCCACCUACAUCACGUUCAGCCCCGAUGGUAGCGAACUGCUCGCAAACCUCGGAGGAGAACAGAUCUAUCUAUUCGAUGUCAACCGCCGCCGCGCCGCCACCAACUACGACCUGCCCUUCUCAUCACCACCAAAGUCUAAAGACUCAGCUAACGGAUAUCUCAACGGAACGACGAGCGUGUCUCGCAACGCGAGUGUCACGACCACUGCCGCGCCACGGGUUCUGCCCAUCUCUGGAUGGCAGAGUAGCUCGCUGCCAUGCCAAAAGAGGGGGCGCCACCAGGCUGUCUCCGCGGGCCGACCACUGAAGGCUCAGCGCGAACAGUGUUUUCGACAAGCACGAACUAUCACGCAUCGCCCUAUCGCCCUCUAUAACAAAGCGAUGUGUCAUAUUAAGCGCCCGGGGGGGCGCCGCCCGUGCUGCUACGAACCGUUGCUGCCGCCUAGAUUGAAACUGCGGCGUGGGAUGGCGACCUGUACGCGGCGCUGCGUGACUGCGCGACGGCGCUGCGACUCGACGGCAACCACAUUAAGGCGCACUUCCGGCUCGCGCGGUGUCUGCACGAGCUGAAGUGGACGAGCGAGGCGAUGGAAUGU
Molecule: messenger RNA, 768 nt
Organism: Priapulus caudatus
Lineage: Eukaryota; Metazoa; Priapulida; Priapulimorpha; Priapulimorphida; Priapulidae
Exons: 5
Source: RefSeq, a predicted model, not a curated record